Messenger RNA from Owenia fusiformis, 1089 nucleotides. The record is from the annotation of a GenBank genome assembly. Lineage: Eukaryota; Metazoa; Annelida; Polychaeta; Sabellida; Oweniidae.
AAGACAGUAAUUACGUUCAACAGUAGUUGGAAUAAUACGAUUCUUGGCUCUGCACUGCUAGAUUAGACAAGACAGAGAAAAACAAUGCACUGUUGAUGGAUUUAUAACAAAGUAUACUCUUUCAUCAGAGACACAAACUAAUUUCUACCAGUAUGCAUCUUUCAAGUUUAAUAUACAUAGUGUUUGUGGCGGUAACUACAUGGAUACAAGAAGCGCAGGCACAAGCGUUAUGCAUUACUAGUAAUAUGGUAGAUGAGCUUCCAAGUUGCAAUACUGCUUCACGAUAUUGCUGCGGUUGCAAGACGCUGUUUCCAGAUCCAAACGGGGGUUUCAUCUUACCAUUUGCUAGAAUUAAGAAAGGCGAGUGUAUGGACGAGCCGUGUAUUUCCACUGGAUUUUGUAAAGCAAAGAUAAAAAGAGAAAAAGAAAAAGCAGCUUUAGACAGUGCACAGUCAGACCCCAGGAUGAUGGGAUGCACGUCAAACGACGAUUGUCCGGGAAUUUUGAUUUGCCUACAAGGACUUGGAAUGUGUAUAGCGCCAGGUCCCCACGGCAGCCCUUGUGAUCGAGAUGAUAUGUGUAGUAGUGGUGUAUGUGAUACAGAAGAAGAAGAAUGUGUAGACUGUCUCGACGAUUCAACGUGUGGCGAAAAUGGGAGAUGUGAUGAUGACCACCAAUGUGUUGAAAGAGCUAGAUAUGGAGACGUAUGUGAGGGUGAUGGACAGUGUGAAAGUGGACUGUAUUGUAACACUGGUGCAUGUAGCAACUGUCAGAAGGACACUUGCCCAAGUGGGCAAUUCUGUGAUGGAAGUUCAGACGUAGGAUUCACAUGUAAACCACAGCAACAAAAAGGGGGACCAUGUAAAUUCGACACAGGAUGUUUAGUCGGACACUGCAAUAACAAUAAAUGUGUUGACUGCAUUCAUAAUACUGACUGUGCAGAGAACAAAAUGUGUAGUGACACGUAUGAUUGUGUUGGCGCCAUUGUAAUUGGAGGAACCUGUAAAGAAGACGGAGAUUGUCAGCCAGGUUUGUUCUGUCAAAGUGGUGUGUGUAGCAAGUGUAAAGAUGAUGGUGAUUGUAACAUGG